AUGGGUCCAUCGCAACGCAGAUUCUCCUCCAAGGCUCCUUCCCUACGAGUUUAUCUUACAGGUUUUGGACCCUUUGGGGAGGUGGAAGACAAUCCGUCUGCCUGCAUAGUACGGAAAUUAGCAGCAUAUCUCAGCUCCGCCGGGUCCCCACGCACCUCACCCGGCGUACAUGAAACUAGUGUGGACAGUUCUGUUUUGUCUCCUGGAUUAUAUGGGGAACAUGAAGAAACUGCGGAGGACCCCCCUGUAGACCGACCUGAGAGCCCUUUAAGGGCACAAAAGAUUGAGCUUUGUGGGUGGGAAAUACUUGAAGUAUCUGCGGAUGCGGCAAUGGAGUCUGUGCCACGCAUCCACUAUCGGCUCAGUUGCAAGGAGCCGAGAAGCGGAGUACAUGACUCUGACACCUCAAGCAAGAAUAAUUUCCUUCGCUUGGGCCAAAAGGAUCAUGAAGGUCCUCUUUGUCCUGGCGAUGAGCUUUCUAAGCCCCUAUCUUUGGCUUUACACUUUGGAGUUAACACCAAAAGCAACUGCUGGAAGCUUGAGUCCCAUGGGAAAAAUGAUGCUCGGUUUUCCUGCAACGACGUUAGAGGCUACUGUCCCUCCACCAACGAGAUUUCGGCUUCGAUGCCUCUGGGGGCCCGCCUGAGCUGCUCGCUCGCCUUAAAGGAAAUAGCUGCAGACCUGAACGAGCGAGGCUUCCCAUGCAGCGUAUCAAGUGAUGCUGGCUGUUUUGUAUGCAACUACUUGUACUUUCGGAGUCUACAAGAAGGAAAGAAAACUGGUGUAGUAGCAUUAUUCGUUCAUGUCCCCUCGUUCUCUGAGAUGCCUCUCAAGCAGCAGUUGGCCUCAGCCCUGCACCUCCUUGAUCUCGUAGCUUGUAGAGGCCCCCAAAAGACCAACGCUAUCUCUGCAACAGAAGGAAACCGGUGA
This is a messenger RNA of Cyclospora cayetanensis, 930 nucleotides long. RefSeq lists its product as uncharacterized. Gene Ontology annotation, biological process: proteolysis. The coding region runs from base 1 to 930 and encodes 309 amino acids. Lineage: Eukaryota; Apicomplexa; Conoidasida; Eucoccidiorida; Eimeriidae. The transcript is spliced from 5 exons. The record is from RefSeq and is a predicted model, not a curated record.